Molecule: messenger RNA, 8944 nt
Organism: Stegostoma tigrinum
Lineage: Eukaryota; Metazoa; Chordata; Chondrichthyes; Orectolobiformes; Stegostomatidae
Gene: vwf
Product: von Willebrand factor
Exons: 52
Coding region: 200-8656 (2818 amino acids)
Biological process (GO): blood coagulation; cell-substrate adhesion
Cellular component (GO): extracellular matrix
Molecular function (GO): protein binding
Source: RefSeq, a predicted model, not a curated record
CCCCGCCCCCCCUUGAAAAUGUUGAUUAUUUUACAGUUCCUGUCCUGUAUAAAUGAGACUGUUUUCCCAAGAAGGCAUUUAUCAGGCCUUAGAGGUCACCCUGCUGAAGUUCAGAGCAUGUUGGUUUAAUACUGUUUUUUAGUCAGUUUGGUUCUAAAGCUGAUCUGUCUCUCCAAAAGCUGGAGCCAAGUUUUCACAGAUGGCAAGCAAUUGUCUGUCCUUGCUUUUCCUCUUCACUUUGAUGUCCUCUUCUCAAGGGCAGAGGAAACCGUCACUCGCUGAGGGCAAGAACAAACCAAACAGAGAUGCUCGCUGCAGUCUUUUCGGGGAGUACCACAUCCAGACUUUCGAUGGGAACUUCUACGAGUUUCCAGGACACUGCAGCUACAAAUUGGCUGGCGACUGCUUGAAGCGCUCAUUCAGUCUUCUAGGUAACUUCCAGGAUGGAAAACGGACAAGCAUUUCUUUGUAUCUGGGAGAAUACUUUGAGGUCACUCUCUCUUUAAAAGGAGAAGCGUCUGUGAGAAAGAAAAGGGUCUUGCUGCCAUUUGCAUCCCACGGAGUGUUUAUAGGAACAGAAUCAGGUUUCUAUAUCAUAUCCAGUGAUGAACAUGGGUUCACAGUCAGGAUCGAUACAAGUGGAAGUGUGGCCAUUAUGCUGUCGAAAAAAUAUGCUAGUCGGACGUGCGGACUCUGUGGUGACUACAAUAAUUUUCCUCAAGAUGAUUACAUAAGUCAAGAAGGAUUCCUGGUGGUGAACAGUUACGAUUUUGCCAACUCUUGGGCAAUGCACGAUGUUGGGGAGCUGUGCAACAGAGUGUCUGCUCCAAGCAAAACCUGCAACAUGUCUUCUGAGGCAGUACAAAAUAACAUCAUGCAAAAGUGCAAAACGCUCAAAACAAGCAAGGUAUUCCAAAAAUGUCAUGACCAUCUAGAUCCUGAACCAUUCAUUGCAAUUUGUGAGGAUGAUACAUGCCAUUGUGCAGGAAGAAAUUGUCACUGUCAAGCAUUUAUGGAAUAUGCAAGGUCCUGUGCUCUGAAAGGUGUACUUCUCAAUGACUGGUUUACAGCAAAUGAUUGCAAGCUGAAAUGUCCAUCUGGAAUGGAGUAUGGCGUGUGUGUGCCAGCUUGUGAACAAACAUGCAGGAGUUUAAAUAUCAAUCAGUUAUGUCAUGAGCAAUGCAUGGAUGGCUGCACUUGUGGAGAUGGGAGGCUGUUGGAUGGGGACACUUGCGUUGCUUCUUCAGAGUGUUCUUGCAUGCACAUGGGUAAACAGUACCCUCCAGGUUCAAGUAUCUCCCAGGACUGCCACACCUGCAUUUGCAGCCAUGGAAAAUGGGAGUGUACCAAUGAGGAGUGUCCAGGGGAAUGUUUUGUCAUUGGGCAGUCCCACUUUAAGAGUUUCGAUGAUAAGUAUUUCACCUUCAUUGGAAUGUGCCAGUACUUACUAGCAAAGGACUGUGAAGAAAACACAUUUGCAGCUUUCAUUGAGAAAGUACAGUGUGCAGACGACCCAGAUGCUGUUUGUAUAAGAUCAGUGACACUGAAAUUCCAAGAGCUGGGCAACAUGACAAUUAAACUUAAACAUGGCGGUAGAGUUUCAGUGAACGGCAUGGACAUACAGCCACCACUAAUUCAAGGUCCCCUUCGUAUUCAGCACACUGUUCUCUCAUCAGUUCGGGUGAUUUAUGAUGAUGAUUUUCAGUUUGAUUGGGAUGGAUAUGGAAAGGUUUAUCUGAAGCUGAGUGCCAUAUACACGGGGACAACUUGUGGUCUGUGUGGAAAUUUCAAUGGAAAUCAAGGUGAUGACUUCCUCACACCAUCUGGGCUUGUUGAGACAGAGAUGGUCAAUUUUGGAAAUUCCUGGAAGGUGAAUGGUGGCUGUGCUGACCUGGAACAGAUAUAUGCUGACCCAUGCAAUUUAAAUCCAAAGAGAGUGACGUAUGCUGAAGAGGUUUGCUCUGUCCUGUUGCUAACCGAGUUUGAGCCAUGUCACCAUGAAGUAAAUCCUAUGCCAUUCCUCAAGAUCUGUCAGUAUGAUGUGUGCGCCUGCUCCAAUGGCAACGAAUGCCUGUGCUCCGCUGUUUCCAGUUAUGCUGAAAUGUGUGCCAAGAAAGGGGUGCUUAUUAACUGGAGAACCCCAGAGUUCUGUGAAAUGACUUGUCCUGAUGGUCAGAUAUAUAAACAGUGUGGCACGCCAUGUAACCAGACCUGCAGAUCACUCUCCAAUCCAGACUUGGAUUGCACUGAAUUCUGCCUUGAAGGAUGCUACUGCCCACCUGAUCAGUAUGCCAAUGAAGAUGGCAAUUGCGUGCCGAAAUCUGAAUGCUUCUGCUACUUCAAUGACGAAAUCUACAAACCUCACGAAGACAUUACAUUUGACUACACCAUCUGUUACUGUGAAAAUGGUGUGAUGCAUUGCAGUGCAAACGGUUUGGCCCAUCAUUAUCCACCAAGUAUUUUCUUGGACACAGGAGAAGUUGGCAGAGCUAAACGAGAGACAAGCUGUGACCCACCAAUGACUAAAUUUUCUUGCCCAGAAGAUGACCCUACAGCCCAAGGCACAGAGUGUCUCAAGACAUGUCAAAACUACGACUUGGAUUGUGUGAGCUCAAAAUGCACAUCAGGUUGCAUGUGUCCUCAUGGACAGGUACAAGAAGUGAACACAUGUAUUUCACCAGAAAUGUGUCCAUGUCUACACAAUGGCAAGUCAUAUGUCCCUGGAGAGACUAUCAAGCAGGACUGCAAUACCUGUAAAUGCCUCAAUCGCAAGUGGCACUGCACGAACAAGGUCUGUGCUGGAACCUGCAUUGGGGUGGGUGAGUCCCACUAUAUCACUUUUGAUGGGCUGAAGUAUACAUUCCCUGGAAAAUGUCAAUAUGUCCUGGUUCAGGAUAGUUGUGGUGGGACUGAAGGGACAUUCCGUAUAAUAGUAGAGCACUCUGGCUGUGGCUUGCCAGGAGAAGACUGUUCAAAGGACAUCACCGUUUUCUAUGAGGGAGGGGAGCUUGUGCUGUAUGGAAAAGAGGUGACUAUCAAAAACCCUAUUAAGAAUGAAGCAGAUAUGCAGAUAUUCAAAUCUGGUCUUUACUACAUAAUUAUGUUGGGCAAAAAGAUUACCGUACUCUGGGACAAGGGCACUCGAAUCUCUGUUCAACUUCAGGGCCAAUACAAAGGUAAAGUUUGUGGAUUGUGUGGUAACUUUGAUGGAAAUGCAAACAAUGAUUUAGUCGGCAGUGGUAAUCAACUUGAGAUUGAGCCCAUUGACUUUGGGAAUUCAUGGACAGUGAAACAUCUGUGUGCAGAUGCCUACCAGACACCUUCUCCAUGCAGUGGAAACAGCUUGAAGCAAACGUUAGUGGAAAAUUCAUGCGACAUCAUAAAAAGUGGCCUGUUCAGUGAAUGUGCUCAGUUGAUUGACCCUGAACCUUUCUGGGAGAUUUGUGUGUAUGAUACCUGCUCUUGUGAUUCCACUGGAGAGUGCCUGUGUCUUUGCAAUGCUAUAGCAGCCUAUGCACACGAAUGUGCAAACCUUGGCGUAUUUGUCCAAUGGAGAACAGCUAAUCUGUGCCCAAUAAGCUGUGAAGAACUGAACACUGGACAAGCAGAAUAUGUGUGUGAGUGGAGAUACAAUGUGUGUGCUCCUGCUUGUCCAAGGACUUGCCAACACCAACUUGAAGAGGAAGACUGUCCUGUGAAUUGUGUGGAGGGAUGCCAUGCAUAUUGUCCUUCAGGAACUAUACUGGAUGAAAGUUCACAAAAAUGCAUCGAUCCUGCACUUUGUCCAGUCUGUAUCUAUGAGAAUCAACGUAUUCUAGAUGGACAGACAAUCAUCAUCAACAAAGGAACAGAACACUGUCAGACCUGCUCAUGUACUGGAACUUCCUUGCAUUGCCAAGAUUGCCCUGCAGUAACAACAGAGCCAACUUUGAUCCUGCCAUCAGAAGCCCCUGAAAUAAUCCCUGGUGGAUGCCAUAGGGUAAUGGAGCUGGCUUUCCUGAUUGAUGGCAGUAUGUCAUUUUCAAAGCAGGAAUUUGAAGAAGUAAAGAAAUUUGUGCUGGCAAUGAUGGAACAGAUGCAGAUCGGCCAGUCGAACAUACGGGUUUCUGUCCUACAGUUUCAUUCACGCAUCAACAAACUGUUCGACUUGUGGGAAAAGAAGAGUGUCAGAGAACUGAAGACGUUAGUGAGAACCAUGCAAUACAUUGGCGGUUCUAAAUCAAACCUAGUUGAAGCUCUGAAGCACACAGCAGUUCUUGUAUUUGGAAAGGAUGCAAGGAAAAAGGUUCCCAGAAUUGCCAUACUUGUGACAGCCAGCACUUCAUCUAAUGGGGUUGGAAGGGUCUUACCUUUCAUCAUCAAGAGGAAAGUCACUGUGAUUACAGUUGGAAUUGGGUCACAUAUAAAUCCAAAAGAAAUAGGCUUAAUAACAUCUAAAUCACGUGACGGCAAGUCAUUUAUUUUGAAGAAUGUCAACGAGCUUAAAGAAUACAGAAGAACAAUCUUAGAUUAUGUGUGCAGUCGUGGUGCUACUCCACCACCUCCUACCACCAUGGGAACAGCACUAGCGAAAACAACAGCAUCGGCCACAACGUCACCCUCAGUUGCCCAUGUAGUGAUCACCACCACGUCCCAGAACAAAGGUGAAAAAUGGGAUGUUGUGUUCCUUGUGGAAGACUCUGAUAAGGUUGGGGAAGAUAAUUUUAACAGGACCAAAGAAUUUAUGAUAAAAACUGUUGAAAAGUUCCAAGUAAAAGAGGGAACCACACAUGUAUCUGUCGUCCAGUACUCUGAUAAAAUAAAUGAUGAGUUUACUUUCAUUAGCUCUCAGAAAAACUGGGAAGUGAUUGAAAGAAUAAAACAAAUGCGGUAUCAUGGAGGAGAGCACACCAAUACUGGCAAUGCUCUAAUGCAUGUCAUUGAAGAAACAUUAACCAUGCAGAAUGGUGCAAGGGAGGAAGCACCUGACUUAGUGUUUAUGAUAACUAGCAACCCCCCAUCAGACAGUAUCACAAAUCCAAUAAAAACUGUCAAAGACAGGGAUGUAGACUUAAUACCAAUUGUUAUUGGCCCUGACAUUGAUAUAGCUGAGUUCCCGCUGCCCGUUGUGCAAACUACCUAUGAAAAUAUUACUAAUAUAGUUGAUACGGUUUAUGAAACCUGUUGCCAACCAACCAUUGGUAAAACAGUUCCUACCACUUUGACCACUGCCACAACACUGCUGCCAUCAGUUCCGUGUACUGAACCAAUGGAUGUUGCCAUACUCCUCGAUGGCAGUGACAAUGUUGGAGAGACACAAUUUGAAGAAAUGAAAACAUUUGUGAAAACCUUUGUUGGCAAAAUCCAAACAGGAACAGAUGCCACCCAUAUCUCUGUCCUACAGUAUGGAAGGACCAACACCCAGGAAAUUUCUUUUGACGAAAACCAGGAAAAGGAAAAUCUCUUAGACUUGAUUGACCAAAUUCAGCAAAGGGAACCAGGACCAAGUCAACUAGGAUCAGCACUCUCCUUCACUAUACAGAAUAUGGUAAUGGAAGCAAAAGGGGCAAGAGUUGGUAUGCCAAAGAUUGUUGUGGUGAUAGUAACUGACACCUCUAAGGACGAUGUUGGUAGGGCAGCACAGGAAGCAGUGAUAACAGGUGUAACAGUGAUUCCAAUAGGAAUAGGUCAAAAACUUGAUGAGAGAGAGCUUUUAACUGUAGCUGGGCAUAAUCCAAAUCAUGUCCUUCACCUGGGUAAGAUGGAUGCUCUUCCCAUCAUGAUGACACUUAGUGAUGAGUUUAUAGAAAAAGUCUGUACAGCAACUUCACCUCAGGAAUGCAUUGAUGACGAGGGGAAUCGGCGACAGGCAGGAGACAAAUGGAUGUUGGCUGAUAAUUGUCACAGUUUCGAGUGUAAAGCAAACGGAGAAGUCCUUUCCACGAAUCAUAAAAUAAACUGUGACAAGCUACGCAAACCCACCUGCAGCAACAAUCUUCCCAGCGUCAAAAUUGAGGAAAAGUGUGGCUGUCGGUAUGCAUGUCCCUGUGUAUGUACAGUGACUGCAAAAACACAGUUCUCUACUUUUGAUGGACACUGGUUCUCAUUGACUGGGAAAUGCUCUUACUUGUUAUUAGAAGUUGACAAUCAAGAAACAAAAAUCAUCAUUCAUAAGGGCCCCUGUCACUCAAACUCCAAUGAAAACUGCAUUAAAGCCAUUGAAAUAAAGCAGAACAACAUUGCAACCCUCCUACAUGAUGAUAUGACAGUUUCAGUUAAUGGAAAAUUUGUCUCUCUGCCUUUAACUGUCGUGAAUAUGGAUGUCAUUGACCAUGGGUCCAGCAGUUUUGUAGCAAAUAUCCCAGAUUUGGGAAUAGUUCUUGUUUAUAGUCCAUUGAACAACCUUUUUAGCCUUUGGGUUUCUCCCACACUGUUCCUUGCCAGAGUAUCUGGACUUUGUGGAAAAUGUGACAACAAUCCUUUCAAUGAUUUUGAACUCCAGGAUGGUUCUAUUGUUAACAACAGUCUUACAUUUAUAAAGGAUUGGACUCUGAAAGAAUCAUUAUCGAAGAGUUGCAUUGAAGAAGUGCUAGAGGCACCCUUGGAAUGUAAAUUGACUGGGGAUGAGUGCAGUAUUUUGCAUUCGGCAAUAUUUGAUGAAUGCAGGAAUGUAGUUGAUGUGCAACCGUAUCUCAGACUAUGUAAACAGAAGGCCUGUAACAAAAGUGAUACAUGUGACUCCAUUUCAGCAUACAGCUUCCAAUGCAAACUUAUGGGUGUCUGUGUCAAGUGGAGGUCAAAUGAUUUUUGCUCCAUCCAGUGCCCUAACUCCCUUGCAUAUGAGCCGUGUGGGAUAAAUUGCAUCCAGCAUUGCGAUAGCAUUAUGAGAAAGAACUCUACACAUUGUCUAACUUCUCCAACUGAAGGCUGCUUCUGUCCAGAAGGGAAGGUGCUGUUGGAAGGAAAAUGUGUCACCCCUGAUAUCUGCAGUCAAUGUAUUGAUGAUCAACAAGUUCCUCAUCAGCAUUUGGAUACUUGGAUACCACAUGACCAACCUUGCCAGCUCUGCAUGUGCUUAGACAACAGGCAGAUCAACUGUACAAACAGGCCGUGUCCCACUGUCACAGCUCCAAAGUGUGGACCGUGUGAAAAACCAGCAUUACGACGGAACAUUGAUGAGUGCUGCCCACAGUAUGUUUGUGAUUGUGACUUGCUUAGCUGUGAUCUGCCAAUUACCCCAACAUGUGAAGAUGGAAGUUAUCUAUCUUUGAAAAACCCAGGCGAAUGCAAACCAAUUUAUGAAUGUGUCUGCGAUAGGAGCCAAUGUGAAGACAAGCCUAUAUCAUGCCCAUCUCACCGAGCACUGACUGUUGUAAAGACGCAAUGUUGUGACAAAUACGAAUGUGCUUGCAGUUGUAGCAAUGAGAUAGUGAGCUGUCCUGCUGGAUAUUCAGUCAAAUCAGUGAUAAAUGACUGCAACUGCACCACAUCCUAUUGUGAACCUAAUGAGGUUUGUGUUCACAACGGUGUUGUCUACUUGACUGGAAAGAUCUGGGAGGAGUCCUGCCAAAAAUGUUCCUGCACUGACAGAAAGAACACUGUCACAGGACUUCAUGAAGUGGAGUGUGUUCCUAAAACAUGCAAUAAAAAUUGUCCAACUGGGCAGACCUACAGAGAUAUGGAAGGAUCGUGCUGUGGAAAAUGCAAGCGUACGGUCUGUGAAGUAGAUGUUUUCAGCAGAGGUGAUGCAAAUCCACAAAAAAUUGUCUAUCAAGCUGGUGAACAAUGGCCAUCCCCAGACAAUCCAUGUAUCACACUGGAAUGCUUAGAGCUCAACGGGGAAGUAAUUGUGCAUGAAAAAAACAAGUCAUGUACCCACAUUGAUGUACCCACAUGCCCUCUUGGCUAUGAGCUGAAGUGUAACAGAGUCAUAAAUUGUUGUCCAAUGUGCCAAUGUGUUGCAGGAAACGUUUGCGUCCUGAAUGGAACCAGCGUUGGGGCCGGAGACACUUUGAAGAUAGAUGACUGCACUGACUGCCGUUGCUCAAAAGAAGCAGAUAGAUUGACAAAUACACACUCACUUCAGUGUGUCACCAAACGUUGCAGAAAUUGUCCUGAUGGAUACACAAUGAAGAAGGAAAAAGGUUCUUGUUGUGGAAUAUGCCAGGCCACAAGGUGCAUUAUCCAUCUGGCAAAUGGGACGGUGGUCAUGUUAAAGGCAGAUGAAAGUAUUCAAGAUGACUGUGACUCAUUCAGAUGUAAAGUAAAUGAAAAUGGAGAGAUUUCCACAGAGAAGCGAACAGUCCAGUGUACUCCAUUUGACAAAGAAGAAUGUAAAGCUGGAGGGGGUGAAAUUGUCCGUGUGGAUAGUUCCUGUUGCUUCUCCUGCAAGUACAAGUCACAGCAGUGCAAAAAGAUAACAGGAAUAAUUAAACACAUUAGGAUUGAUGACUGUGUAAUUGAAGGAGAAGUUAACAUGCAUUACUGUGAGGGACGCUGUCCAAGCAAAUCAGCCUACUCCUUGCAGAAGGAUGGCGUGCAGAAUGAAUGUACUUGCUGCUCAGCAACAGCAUCAACACCCCUGCUAGUGCCACUGCGAUGUCUGAAUGGGACCGUGCUACAACACAAAGUAAUUGACAUGCAAGAAUGUGCGUGUGUUGCUCAUAAAUGUGAAUGAAUAAAAAUAUGAAAGAUGGUAACUGGACUUACCAUUUUAUCAAGAACUGGCAUUACUUCAAGUUCAUUAUUGAUUUCUCAAUGGACCAGUCAUUUCACAAAUAAUAAUGUCUGACCUAGCGUUAUUUCUUAUCAUGAACCCACUCCUUGUAAAUGUGAUUAAUUGCAAAAUCUCAAUUUAUUGCUGUAUUAACAACUAUGAACCUGUCUUACUGACCAUAUUAAAUGUAAUGUUUUGAAUUUAUUCAAAGGAAAAUAAAAAUUUUCAUCAGUUGAGUUGAACCAUAAA